This is a messenger RNA of Poecilia latipinna (sailfin molly), 831 nucleotides long. RefSeq lists its product as uncharacterized. The transcript is spliced from 3 exons. NCBI's taxonomy places the organism in Eukaryota, Metazoa, Chordata, Actinopteri, Cyprinodontiformes, Poeciliidae. Gene Ontology annotation, cellular component: external side of plasma membrane. Gene Ontology annotation, biological process: T cell costimulation; immune response; positive regulation of T cell proliferation. The annotation marks the transcript as partial. The record is from RefSeq and is a predicted model, not a curated record.
CCAUCUUCAUUUGUCUCCACAGAUUCGCUUCCAGUCUGGGCCAUAGUUCUACUGGUUCUACUGGUUCUGGCUCUGGUUCUGGCUGCUGCUGCAGGAGUUUCUGUUUAUUUCUGGUUCCGCUGGAAACCAGUCCUAGAAAAGGUGGAGGUGGAACCAUGGGAGGAGUCUGUCCUGCUGCCCUUUAAGGUCCCACAUCGCCUGUGGUUCUGUAAAUACAGAAUCCUUCUGUCUGUGGCUAAAGUGGAGUGGAGGAAUGUUAGAGACAACAGGAAGGUCCAUGUGUAUCAGAACGGUUCUGAUCAGCCUGGAGAACAGGACGAGUUCUACAGAACCAGAACCAGGAUGGAUGAAAACCUGCUGAAGACUGGAGACCUCAGUCUGACUCUGUUAUGGCCGAGUGAUGGAGACGGUGGGAUCUACAGCUGCAGAGUCUACAGCAGGAAGGGAGACGUCCUGAUGGAGAAACAAGUCUGGCUAAAGGUCAAAGUCCAUCAGGUGGAGGUGGAAUCAGUGGUGGAGUCUGUCCUGCUGCCCUGGACAAUCACAGAGGAUCUGGAUGGAGACGUUAGAGUGGAGUGGAGGGACAGCAGAGACAAGAAGGUCCAUGUGUAUCAGAACGGUUCUGAUCAGCCUGAAGAACAGGACCAGCGCUACAGAACCAGAACCAAGAUGGAUGAAAACCUGCUGAAGAAUAAAGACCUCAGUCUGACUCUGAGACGACCGACUGAUGGAGAUGGAGGGAUCUUCACCUGCAGAGUCUACAACAGGAAGGGAGACGUCCUGAUGAAGAAACAAGUUCAGCUGGAGGUCAAAGGUCAGUGGUUUAAAUUU